CUAAAUAUUUUUAAAUCACUUCCAGAAAACCUUUCCAUAGACUUCAGAAAGUAGUUUCCAUAGACCACCAAGUCGUUAAUAAAUUUAGAAUAUCAACUAUCCAACAAACUGAUUCCUUAGACAGAGGCGAAUAUGUCUGCCAAGUUGGAAAAUCAACUGCCAAAGUAUAGGGAAAUAUGAUAUUUGUGUUGAGCGGUACGUAGAACAAAUCGUUAUCGGUGGGGGCUGAGCCUCAUUGGAUGGUGCGUAAACAGAUCCGAAAACUAACGUUUUUGAAGCCGAUUUAGGUGGGGAUUUCAAAGUCACAUGAUGGCGGUGUAGUUUAAAUUCAAAGCAUACAGCAUAUACUCGAAGUGAGACAGGUUGAUUAUUUUUGCUCCAAAGAUUCUUUUCCUUGUGCUGUAUUACUAGCUUCGCAUAGUAUAGUGAAGUUCCGAUUAACCCUUUUGCAAAAAGAAAGCAAUUGAUGCAUCUUUUAUAUCCCGGAAAUGGUCGACGGUUUGUCGUCUUUUAUGAAUAGUUUUCAGAGUGUCCCACGAGGGCGAGCCACUAGUGCUGCAUUCAACAUGGAGUCACUCGCCUUGAAUGUAAAUGCCAUUGGCGUCGCUUUCAAUAUGUGGUUGAACAUGGAUUCAUUAGUAUCACGCUUUGUUUCUGUUAUCUUGUGUGUCGUAACGACAACAAGUGCCCAAGUUGCACCCGAAAUCGCUCCACACAGGAGCUUGAAUGAUCUUUCGGAAGGAAAACGCCUAUCGUUAAUUUGUUUAGCGACGUCCGGUACACCUCCCAUCUCGUUCUCUUGGUCAAAGGACUCCGCUCCGAUUGGAAAUUUGUUCGGAGUUAAAAUUGUUCAUAUCGAUGACUUUCAGUAUCAGCUACAGAUCGAUAAAUUAACAAUCGAACAUGUUGGAAAUUAUUCUUGCAACGCCAAGAACAUAUAUGGAUCAGAUCAUAUCACUAUCCCAGUUAUUAUGAAAUUCGCACCUCAGUGGGUGUCAAUAAAUCACGAGACUCCCAUUGGAGGAGUCGCAGGAGAAUCAGUUCAAGUUGAUUGCAGAGCCAUUGGACAUCCGCAGCCUACUAUAAGAAUUCUAAGAGAGUCAACUGUUAUACCCGAUGACCAAGUGGUGAAUGGCCUUUUGACUAUUGCCUUAGUAACUUCCCGUGACAAGGGCGAUUAUCAGUGCGAGGCGGUAAACUCCCUGGGAAAACUCCUCAAAACUGUUACCGUAUCUCUUAGUGUUCCGCCACAAAUUGCGCCUUUUAAAGUUCUUGAAGAUCUCUCAGAAGGUAAACGUGUAUCUUUGAUAUGCUCCGUGACUUCAGGCUCUCCUCCCAUCUCAUUUUCGUGGUCCAAAGGUGGCCGUCCUGUCGGUCCACUGACUGGCAUAAAAAUUAUUCACUUCGAUGAAUUUCAAGAUCAGCUCCAAAUAGAAAAACUUCGCUCUGAACAUGUUGGAAAUUAUACUUGCAAUGCAAAAAACUCAUUUGGCACAGAUCAAAUGUCUGUAGCUGUAGCAUUGAAAUUUAAACCAUUUUGGAGAACUGAGGAGCGUCGACGCAUACUCGCAGUAACUGGUGAGAAAGUUCAAGUGGACUGCAGAGCCGUCGGGCAUCCGGAACCGACAGUGAAAAUAUUUAAAGGCAUAAUGGAGAUUAAUGACCCACAACUUAACGUUAAUGGCUUGCUCACGAUAGACCCGGUUUCAUUCGCUGAUAGAGGCGAAUACCAGUGUGAAGCUUCAAAUUCUCUCGGCCGAAUAUCUUCCAGUUUUACACUAAUUCUUAGUGUGCCGGCUCGUUUUAAAGAGAAGACUUCAGUUGUGACAUCUCGGCGCUCUGAAACUACUACUCUCAAAUGCUACGCCGUUGGUGACCACCCCAUUUCGGUCGUCUGGUCAAAGGGAAAUGUCAAGCUCGACAAAAGAACUAGCUCAAGAUACCAGAUCAUCGAAUCGAUAACAACUGAUGGGUUGAGCUCAGAACUGCGAAUUCGAGAAACAGAUCGAGCGGAUUCAGCGCUCUACUCGUGCCAUACAGAAAAUAAGUUCGGCAAUGAUGAUAGAAAAGUUAAGCUCGUUGUUAAGGACGUUCCAGGCGCCCCUCAAGAUGUUAGGGUGAAAGAUAUUUGGUCAAGAUCAGUGUCCGUAUAUUGGACACCUUCAUAUGAUGGAAACAGUCCAAUAUCGAAAUACAUCGUUAACUACUGGAAACAACAUGGUGUCUCUAAUCGACCACAGGAAUUUGGAGUUCCAUCAGCACAACACUUUACCCUUGUGCGUGACCUACAGCCUGGCACCCAGUACGUACUCAACGUGUUGGCAGAAAACAGCAUUGGCAAAAGCGAAGGUUCACGGACAGUCACGUUUACAACGAACGAUGAGGAACCUGAGGCACCUCCAUUGGAUGUUAACGCUCUUACCCAGGGCCCGACUACUGUGUUGGUAUCGUGGAAAGCACCCCAAAAGGAUACUUGGAACGGCGAUAUUGAAGGCUAUUAUAUCGGAUUCAAGCCUAAGAAUUCAAAUGGAAGCACGUCGUACAAAAAGGUAGAGCAGAAGAACAACAUAACCCACGAAUACAUUCUCCAAGGCUUAAAUAAGGGAACAGAAUAUGAAAUCACCGUGCAGGCUUACAAUCAUGCAGGAUCCGGACCUAUAAGCCCGCAAAGGCUCGUAAUGACCAGACCCGGAGAGGAUUCUCCUGACGUUCCACGGCUAUUCGUCGACGCGGUCACUAUGGAUUCGAUUAAGGUGCACUGGCAACUUCGCACAGGCGGACAGAUUCUCAAUUACACAGUUCAUCACCGUCAGGCAGAUGGGGGCGCGUGGCUUGAGAAUGUUAUUGUAAACUCAACCGACAACAGUUAUGCCCUGACAGGUCUUAGAAGCGGCACAACAUAUGAAAUAUUUCUUACUGCUUCUAACGGAGCAAUGAAAGGCGAUCCAUCACAGAUCCUUAAAAUCCAGACGCUCAGAUCACCCGAUAUACUGGUGGAGAUUUUCGAGUCCGACGGAGAUCUCCCGAUCUAUAUGAAUAUGUACCUCACGGUGCCCGCAGCAGCGCUUGCUCUGGCCAUUAUCGUCAUUGUGGUUAGCUCAUGUAUUUGCUGUCGACAAAUGAAAAAUGUGCAACAGCCAGUGCCGCCACAAGGCGAAAUGGCCUUAUACGGGACCAUGGUGCCACAGCGUUACAUGGACGCCGCCGGCAACGAAGUAACGGUAACGUAUGGCACUGUGCCCCCUGUUGACCCUGGAGCUAUUCAACUUCAGGCCCAAACAGUGCAAAUGCAAACUGCAGGCACCGCCACCGUCGUCCCAACAAUUGCCAAUGCAAACACGACCGGUACAUGGAGUCGUAAAGAAGCGCCGAAGAAUCGGCCAUUACCGGUUCCAUCGGAAGCGAGCGACAAGGCGACGGGACAUCUUUACGACAGCGCCCAGUAGAAGGAAAGAAGUAAUAGCACGACUAACAAGCUCGAUCCAACAACAAGACAUGGCCUAAUUUUCGGUCUCACACUUUCAGUUGAAAGCAAGUGUAUUCAAAGCUGCCUCCCUUCCUAAGUUAAAUUAAACUUACGGGAGUGGCCCAUCGGCGACUUGAAAACCUCGAUCGUAUCAUUGUCAAAUGCAGAAUCGUACGUGAGAUUCAACAACCUUAACUGAAACGACAGUAGAGACUUAUUUUUUCAACGGACCAUCUUUGAGUUAAAGUCCAUUUAUGCCGACGUAUCGCUCGUUCACAGACAGUACACAUAGUACGACGGCGGGAAACUAAGUGACGAGUGCUCAUAAGAUUGGAUACUAUGGAUUUGCAGUAUCAAUAUGGAUAUUCGUUACUUGGGUCAUCUACAGCCAAACCAAAGUGUUCGUGGUAUACAUUGUUGUUUUUUUAUUGUCUAGUCAGAUCUAAAAUCAGCACGAAACGCAAGAAUGAAUACCAUUUAUAACUGUGUGACGUAGCCAAACCACUAUUGACAAAACUCACAAACGAAAGCCUUUAAAAAAUAAUUGCAGAUGAAUGAUUAGAUACUGUUUUAUAUGACUAAAUGACGCAUCUGAUCGUGAAUGGACGAGUGACUAUAAAUAAACAUAACGUAACUGCCCCUCUUAUUGUUUACAUCGAUUGGAUCGAUAACGAAAAAUGGAGCUUGCAUGUGACAUUUUCUCCCAAUUCGAAGUAGUGCAUGAUGCCUUUGUACAUAUGAAGAGGCAUGAUGACUGCUUAAUUUUUUUUGUUUACCCCGGCGAUAUCCAAUGAUCUCAAUUACGUACGCUUACUUUAUCCUACAAUUUAAUUAUCAUUCAUUUUUUUAUUCAUCUAGUCAAAUGGAGUAGUAGACUAAAACAGAACCCUCUAUAUAGGUUACUUUGAUUCUUGAAAACACAUGCUAACAAAUAUAGUCGGCCAGCAAAGAGUCUCUGGUCAAUUAUGCUGAAAAUGAUGACAAGUCUUAAUUAAUCUCUAUAGGAGUGUCAAGCGUGUGCGUAACUUCUACCUAAAGUGGUAACGUUCGUAAACCUGCCCCGAUAAGCAUCAUAAGUAGCUGCAGUUAGAGAUAGCAACGUCGUGCGCUUAGAAAGCACUGAAAUCGUCACUUCCAAAUAGGUUCAGGUAUGCUCAAAUAAUGCGAUUCGGAUGCAUGCAGUUGAGCGUAUGGGCUUAUGAUU
Messenger RNA from Varroa destructor (honeybee mite), 4670 nucleotides. RefSeq names its product cell adhesion molecule Dscam1-like. Gene Ontology annotation, cellular component: axon; plasma membrane. Gene Ontology annotation, molecular function: cell-cell adhesion mediator activity. The record is from RefSeq and is a predicted model, not a curated record. NCBI's taxonomy places the organism in Eukaryota, Metazoa, Arthropoda, Arachnida, Mesostigmata, Varroidae. Gene Ontology annotation, biological process: axon guidance; dendrite self-avoidance; homophilic cell-cell adhesion.